Messenger RNA from Silurus meridionalis, 1401 nucleotides. RefSeq names its product synaptojanin 2 binding protein (gene synj2bp). The transcript is spliced from 4 exons. Bases 147 to 593 code for a protein of 148 amino acids. Lineage: Eukaryota; Metazoa; Chordata; Actinopteri; Siluriformes; Siluridae. Gene Ontology annotation, molecular function: protein binding. The record is from RefSeq and is a predicted model, not a curated record.
AGAGCGGCGUGUGUAUGAGCGCGCGGCGCUGUAACAGCACUUUCACCUUCAGCUCUAUAAACCUACUGAGAGUUUGAUACGUGUGUAUUUAGUAGGUAAAGAGAAAGAAAAGAGAGCGAGAAAGAGUGAGAGAAAGAGGUAGUGGGAUGAUGAACGGAUCAGCAGCCAACUCACAGUCGGCUCUGGAGAUCCAGCUGAGGAGAGGACCUGCUGGCCUGGGCUUCAAUAUUGUGGGUGGAGUUGAUCAGCAGUAUGUGAUGAAUGACAGUGGGAUCUAUGUGGCCAAGAUCAAAGAGAAUGGAGCAGCAGCACUAGACGGCCGACUGCAGGAGGGAGACAAGAUCCUUGCGAUAAAUGGGCAUAAACUGGAGAAUCUGUGUCACAGUGCAGCAGUAGAGUUGUUUCGUUCAGCAGGAGAAGAGGUCACUCUGCACAUCCAGCAGAGGCCUCCUCACAGCUCUAAUGGUCCUCUUGGUUCUCGUCCUGAUAGAGAAUCGUCCUCAUCCAUCUCGUCCCUGCUCAUCGCUGGGAUUCUUAGUGUGGUCAUAACGGUCUUUAUCUACAGACGUAUCUCCAAGAGACACACAUUUUAAUCACUCUCUCACUCACACACACAAUGAACUUUUUCUUGCUGAGGGCAAGAAAAUAUAUAACGGGGAACAAAAGCACCGCUGUUGGAGUUAAACCUCCACUCAGAUUCCUAUAAUCAUUAUAAUGCUAAUAUUAAUGCUAAUCACAGUAACCGAUUAGCUUUAGCCAUAAACACACAGAACAGAGUAAUGGUAAAGUGUAAAUACAUGCCUGUUUAUAUGGAAUAUGCUCAUUCUGUUGAAUUCAUUUGAAGUCCAGCUUUGAAUCUUUUAGUUCUGGAGAAACAGUAAUACCUUGAAAGGAUGCUUAAGUUUUGUUGAUUGACAGGUGUCUCUAGGCCAAGGGGCAGAGCUUAGGUUAAACUUAAUCAGCAACUUACCAACUGCAAAAGUUUUUGUGGCUUGUAAUAAAUUCACUUUUUUUUUUAAAUUUUUGUAAACACUUUGUCUUGGUGUGUGCAGACUUUUGCUCUCAACCAUGUUUAGUACUUGCCAAGCUAGCCAGUUUUGGUGAUGUCAUACAAUCAAGUACACAUGUGAGUGGCUGAUAAACUCAAGCUUAUGCUCCGCCUACUUGUUUCUGGGUGUGAUUUAAGUGAAUAUGCUGGUUGGACCUGGAGCUAUUCUUCUAAUUGUGAUGUAUAAAAAAAGAAUUCCAUCAUAAUUAUUUAAUGAGGAAAAUCGGUUGUAUCGUCCAAUCAGCUGUGUUUGUGGCUGUAAGUAACCAAUCAGAUUGCUGGGUGUUAUAGGCUCCAGUUUAGCUGUGUGUGAGUGUGAGAGAGAGAGAAAGAAAGAAAAAAAGAAAGAAAGA